GCGAGGGGCGUGGCCUAGGUGAGGGGCCGGGUCGAGCGAAGUGUCCCGCCAGGUGGGAAGGACUUAAGAACCGGGAGAACUAGCCUCACGCCCAGGUACGGCCCUUAGUUGGGUGGCUGCUCCGGGAACUUCCGGGCGAGACCGUGAGUAUUUCCGCCCAUGGCGAACCAAGGCUCCGGGAGCAGUCGCCUUCCCCUGGCGCUGCCCCCAGCCUCCCAGGGUUGCUCGUCAGGGGGCAGCGGCUCCUCCGCGGGCGGCUCCGGCAAUCCCCCGCCACCGCGAAACCUCCAAGGCCUGCUGCAGAUGGCCAUCACGGCGGGCUCUGAAGAGCCAGACCCCCCUCCAGAACCCAUGAGUGAGGAGAGGCGCCAGUGGCUGCAGGAGGCCAUGUCGGCUGCCUUCCGGGGCCAGCGGGAAGAGGUGGAGCAGAUGAAGAACUGCCUCCGAGUGCUGUCCCAGCCCACGCCCGCCUCAGCCGGUGAGGCUGAACUGGCUGCCGACCAGCAAGAGCGCGAGGGGGCCCUGGAGCUGCUGGCCGACCUGUGCGAGAACAUGGACAACGCUGCAGACUUCUGCCAGCUGUCCGGCAUGCACCUGCUGGUGGGCCGCUACCUGGAGACGGGGCCUGCGGGGCUGCGGUGGCGGGCGGCGCAGCUCAUCGGCACGUGCAGCCAGAACGUGGCAGCCAUCCAGGAGCAGGUGCUGGGCCUUGGCGCACUGCGCAAGCUGCUGCGCCUGCUGGAUCGGGACCCCUGCGACGCCGUGCGCGUCAAGGCCCUCUUCGCCAUCUCCUGGUAUGCCAUCGUGUGGCAGUUACCAUUUGGAACGUGCUUAGGACAGGCCAGCCCUGGUGCUACGAGCCCUUUGCUUGGUCGGUCUCCUGACUGCUCCUGCCGCCCGCUGCAUGGAGGCUCACAGAGGUUCACCCUCCGGCCCGAGACCAGGAGAAGGCCAGCUGGAGGAGUGUGUGAGAGCUGCGGAGGAGGUGGGUGGGGGAGCCCCCGGGGAGAUGCAUCUCCAGGCCACUGGCACCUGGUGGGCUCAGGCCAGGGUUGCUGCCCCCACGACACAGAAUGACCUGUACCCACGUGUCAGCUCUGCCCAGCGGCGAGGCCCUGGAGUGAAGGGAAGUGGUUGCCCCUGGACACGUCGUGAAGGCAGAGCCAGUGGGCUGUGCCUGCCGAGCGAACGUGGAGGGUCGUCAUGUCUUCCCCUCACCAUCCGCCUGUCCUUUUUUUUAUUUUUUAAAUUGAGUAAUGUUUUAUUUAACCCCAUAUAUCCAAAUUAUUAUCAUUUCAGCCCAUCAUUAUGUGGAGUAUUAAUGAGAUAUUUUACAUCUUUUUUUUUUCACUCUACGUCUUUGAAACCUGGUGUACCUCCUACAUGUAAAGCACGUCUCACCUCAGGCUGUAUUUUUAGCGGUCAGUGUGGAGUGUGGUUCUAGUGAGGGGACGAAGUUGUGCUUAAUGGGAACAUGCUGUACCACUGCUUCACUUUUUUACCCUAAACUGAAAUAAAUUAAACUCAAAUGAGAUUAACAACUCAGGUCCUCAGUGGCACUUGCCACAUGUCAGGGAUUUACUGGUCACGGGUUUCUGGGGGCUCCCAUCUAUCCUGGCCUAGACCCUGCCCAAGUCGGCACCUCCUUGGUGUUGCACCCCUCAGGCUGGUUCUGUCAUACUCGGAGGCCUUCCACGGUGCCUGUCACCCUCACGAAGUAGUCUGGCUCUCUGGGUCUUAGUUUCCUCAUCAGUAAAAUGGGAUUCCUAGAGCACUCACCUCCUAGGGUGGUUUUGAGGAUUAAAAAGAGAUAAUGUUCCCAUCAAUGGAUGGAUGGAUUAAAAAAACGUGGCUUAUUCAUACAAUGGGACACUAUUCAACCAUUAAAAGGAAUGAAAUAUUGAUUCAUGCUGUAACCUGGACGAGCCUAGAAAACAUGCUGAGUGAAAGAAGCCAACCACAGAAGACCACAUAGUGUUUGAUUCCAUUUAUAUGAAAUGUCCAGAAGAGGCAAAUUCAUAGAUAUGGAAAGCGGAUUAGUGGUUGCCAGUUGGGGGAGGGACUGCUAACAGGUAUGGGGCUUCUUUUGGGAGUGAUGAAAAUAUUCUGGAGUUAGAUAGUUUGGUAAGCCAACCUUGUGAAUAUACUAAAAACCACUGAAUUGUAUACUUUAAAAAGGUAAAUUGUACAGACUGUGGAAUUAUAUCG
Molecule: messenger RNA, 2208 nt
Organism: Balaenoptera acutorostrata (minke whale)
Lineage: Eukaryota; Metazoa; Chordata; Mammalia; Artiodactyla; Balaenopteridae
Gene: HSPBP1
Product: HSPA (Hsp70) binding protein 1
Exons: 5
Coding region: 160-1077 (305 amino acids)
Source: RefSeq, a predicted model, not a curated record